Molecule: messenger RNA, 1221 nt
Organism: Trypanosoma rangeli
Lineage: Eukaryota; Euglenozoa; Kinetoplastea; Trypanosomatida; Trypanosomatidae
Product: putative ATP-dependent DEAD-box RNA helicase
Exons: 1
Coding region: 1-1221 (406 amino acids)
Biological process (GO): cytoplasmic stress granule assembly; P-body assembly
Cellular component (GO): cytoplasmic stress granule; P-body
Molecular function (GO): ATP binding; mRNA binding; RNA helicase activity
Source: RefSeq, a predicted model, not a curated record
AUGCCUGUCGAAGAAGACUGGAAGAAGAACCUCAUUGCGCCCAAGAAGGAUACACGCAAAAAGACAGAGGAUGUUGAGUCUCGGCGCAAUGUCACCUUUGAAGAGUACGGAUUGCGGCGUGAGCUGCAGAUGGGCAUUUUUGAAAAGGGGUUUGAGCGCCCGAGCCCUGUGCAGGAAGAGGCAAUCCCUGUCGCACUACAAGGCAAAGAUGUGCUAGCACGUGCCAAGAACGGUACGGGGAAGACGGCUUCCUUUGUCAUUCCUGUGCUGGAGAAGGUGGACACGCGAGAGUCGCAUGUGCAAGCCCUUUUGAUGGUUCCAACGCGUGAGUUGGCACUUCAGACGGCGCAAGUCACCAAGGAGCUUGGGAAACACAUUGCGGGACUCGAGGUGAUGGUCACAACCGGUGGAACCACCCUGCGUGAUGACAUCUUGCGUCUUCAGAACCCUGUUCAUGUGCUUGUGGCGACACCAGGUCGUGUGGUGGAUCUUGCGAGCAAAGGCACCGCAAAGCUGGACCGCUGCCGCAUUAUUGUGCUUGACGAAGCGGACAAACUCUUGUCACAGGAGUUCACCGAAUUGAUGGGGGAGCUCUAUACCUACCUCCCCCCGGACCGACAGUCCCUUUUGUUUUCUGCCACCUUUCCUGUGACGGUGAAGGACUUUGCCGACCGCUACCUGCGCAACCCCUACGAGAUCAACCUCAUGGAGGAACUCACCCUGCGAGGUGUGACACAGUACUACGUCUUUGUGGAGGAGCGGCAGAAAAUUCAUUGCCUGAACACACUUUUUAACCGCCUGCAAAUCAACCAGUCUAUAAUCUUCUGCAAUAGCGUUAACCGAGUGGAGCUGCUGGCGAAGAAGAUCACCCAGCUCGGCUAUAGCUGUUACUACAUUCAUGCCCGCAUGCAGCAGCAACACCGUAACCGCGUCUUUCACGACUUCCGUGAGGGCCAUUGCCGCAACCUUGUCUGCUCCGACCUCAUCACUCGCGGUAUUGACAUUCAGGCGGUCAACGUUGUGAUUAACUUUGACUUCCCCAAGUAUGCCGAGACGUACCUGCACCGUAUCGGCCGCUCCGGCCGCUUUGGUCACUUGGGUCUUGCGAUCAACUUUGUGACGUACGACGACCGCUACAACGUCUACCGCAUCGAAAAGGAGCUCGACACGACGAUCAAUCCAAUUCCGGGCGAGAUUGACCCUGAACUCUACGCCUCGUAA